UGUACAGUCAGCCUGAGCCGCCGAGCGAGUCCAGCGCGGAGACGAAUGCGCGCUUCUCUUCCAGGAUGUUUCCCCGGGACACUUUGUCUGGUUACCGGUCCGCGGAACUAAACUACUAGACUAGACUUUGGAAAUAACUCAUAUUCGUAGAACUUUGGCGGCUUCAUAGCUGGUGAAGAAUAGCAAGUUGAGCGAACCGUGGCGAAGAUUAGCUAACUAAGCUAACAACCAUAUUCAGUGAGAUGCGGAGAGUGCGUGUAUCUGCUGUUCAUUUGAAUCCAGAGACUACCUUUUGGCUCUUUUAACAAUGCUCUAGGUCUAUACGAGCAGCUCGCAUAGUUCCCGACUUCCAUUUCGCUGGUUAAAGCUGCUAACUAGCACCGCAGCAUGGAUCACAAUAACCAUUAUUUGUUUUGGGCGUUGGGAUCUGUGCUGCUUUCAGCCGUGUGCGAUCGGGUUCAUUGAUUUCGCCUCUCCUUGGUCAAAUACAGACUAUGAGGUUGCCGGGACAUUGCUCUCAGGAGGUGUGUUAAAUCUGCCGUCAACGUUCUCAACGGCAAAGAAUGUCCGACUCAGAAAGUUCCAGUUCAUAUUUCGGUCUGGAGGAUCCGCGGUGGCUGUGCAUGGUCACACUUUUCUUCGCAUCGCUCGUCACUCUCAUACUGUAUUUCGUACAGUACUUCAAACAAAGCGGUGCAGGAAACAAGCGUCCCGCCGCUGCCGGGGACGAUGCGGCGAAGGAAGAAGCCGCGGCUCUGCUGGGAUGGGCGCUGUCACUGAGGAGCUGGAGGAGCCAGUGGAGAGGAGCCUGGUGCAGAGCUCUCAAUGAGCGAUCCGAGAGGAGCGGGAGUCCGGUUCUGUUGACAUUUGAAGAGAAUGAUCUUGAGGCGUCGGACCUCCGGGUCAGCCAAGUCUCCAGCUUUCAGAAGUCUGCCAAAAGCAAGGCCGCUCGUUGCAGUGUGGUCGGCGAGCAGCUUCGGUUCUCUCUCAGCGCGUCAUCGACAGCUACAGCUGCUGCAGGUCCUUGUAAAUACACUGUGUGUAUAGCUCCACUGGAGCUGCAGCUUAACCUGCAGAUGCAAGACGCUGCAGAUGUGAUCAAUGUGAGCUGGGGAGUAUCUCACUUGGAGACUGGGGAGCUGCAGGUGACCCCCACCUUCAACCAGGACCAUGUUAACACCUCCACUGUGGCAGCCAUUACGAAGCAUCUGAGGCAGCUGUUGUGUGUGACGCGUCCCUCUGUGCUGCUGAGCUGUCGGCCCGCUCAGGCCUCAGAGGUCAAGGAGGCGUGCAACAACGUGCUUUCACCCCCAAAACCCCCCCGUGCCCACGACUGGAAGUUGCUGGUGAAGAACAUCCGGGUGACCCUGAAUCAGGAGGACGGUGCUGCAGGCAGCAUGAGUCCUUUGUGUGUAAUGCAGCUGGACGAUCCUCCACAGAGGCUGAACACCUCUGUUUUGAAGAACACAACCAGUCCUGCCUGGGACCAGCCAUUUAUCUUUGAACUAAAUGGUCGAUCAAAAGAGCUCAAUAUUCAGUUAAUGAAUGAUGGAGAACCUCAAGAAAAUGCGUUACUUGGUCGGGUGUCGGUGCCUUUUGAUCUUGUGAAGAAGCAGCCCAAAGGGCAGCAAACAUUUGCACUCAUGACCAAAGACGUAGUGACUGGAUCACUAACUACUGAUUUUACCUAUCUGGAGCCCAGUGAGGUGAGGUCCUGGCACUCUCCCACCCCAGCCCCCAACAAGAGGGUGGAGAUGGACCGUACAGUCAUGCCCUGUGGCACGGUGGUCACCACCAUCACCGCGGUGAAGAGCAAGCCGGGCCGCCCCCCCUCCCUUGGAUUCAACAUAGACCCUACCCAGAGAGCCGUGGCCCCCAGGUCUAAACUGUCGGAGCGGCGUGUGUCGGAGCGGCGUGUGUCCGAGCAGGCGUCCAUGAUGGCGGCCACAGUCAGUAAGGCCCUGUCCUCCUCUGACACCGAGCUGCUGAUGCUCAAUGGCACCGACUUGGUGGCCGAAGCCGCCAUCAGACAGCUCCACCAAUCCGCCAAACAGAAGCUCAAGUCCCCGGUGAAGAAGAGUACAAUCAUCAUCUCAGGCAUCGCCAAAACGCCCCUGUCUCAGGAUGACGAGCUCGCACUGAUGGCGGGCUACGCUGCAGCAAUGGACGCCUCUAUGUCGGAGAGCAGCUCCACUCAGGAUGUGACCGCAGCGAUUGCGACCGGGUCCAGUAGCCCUCCGGACACGUCUGAGCACCAGGAGGGCCCCAGUGGAAUAGGCCGGCCUGUGGAGGACUGGGAGAGCCAGACCGGAGAGGGGCUGGACAAUUCCUCGCUGUCCAUGUGCAUCUCCGAGGCGAGCUGCAAGAAGAGAAGAGAGGAAAGCAGUGCUAAGCACACGUUAUGUCCACAUGAGCAGCUUCCUCCAGAAGAGCGCCAAGCUUUUCUUCCGGAGGCGUCACCAGCGCAAGGAGCCGGGGAUGAGCCAAUCCCACAACGACCUGGUGUACCUGGAGCAGGCCAGCCGAACACCCACGCUCAGCCGCAUGCUCAGCCGCAAGAGCAAGAGCAAGGCCAACGGCGCUACCUCGGUGGGGGACCCUUGUGCGUGACCCCUUCUGUCCCUCCCACAAACAACUACCGUUCACCAUCUCCACCUCAAUCCUGCACUGGCACACUUCCUGGCUGACCAACUGGCAGUCUGGUCAGGCCUCGUGAAUGGGGAAAGCUGUGCAGGUGCAACAAAAACAAUCCUCUUCAACUGCCGUUUUCUGCUUCUCGCAAGAGGCCAAUAUUCCACCAAAAGCAAGCGUGUGCAUGUGUAAAUGAAGGUCUCCUGUCUGAUUUAUGGCAUUUUUGGGGGAUAUUGUUUUGCAUGUUUUUUAUCUAAUUUUAUGCAACAUGUUUGAAAUCAUUUGAGCGCUUUUGUGGCCUUUCUACCGGGGGAAGGGACCGAUGUCGGCUGUCCCUCUUUACCUCCCUGACACCGAGGACAAAGAGAAAGCUCUCCCUCCUGUGAUCCAUACAUUUCCUUCCGUGGACCAACAGGACCAAAGAUGAACGGAAGAGUGGUGUUUGUAUGAUUUGCACAAAAUUCUAGUAACUUUUCUUUAAGUGCAAUGACAGGAGCUGCUCUUGUGUCACAUUUAGAAAGGGAGAUGUUCUUUCUUUUUUUUUACACUAAUGCUAUGAAAGUUAUUGAUAUUGGUUAAUUUAAGAAAUCCUUUUGAUUUAAAUUCCACGUGAAAUAAGAUCAGAACAACAGCCGGAGGUAAUGUGUACAUUGGAGUUAUAAAAAGGGUCCACAGCCUUGUUUCUAACAAAGACAUCAAAACCAGUCUUUGGUGAUCUGAAUACAAAGCACUGUGGUUUACAUGAAACUUUAGCUAGAUGAGAGCGUCUUCAAAUGAUAUGCAACUUCCUUCUUUGUCUUCCUCAAAGACUCCCCCUGUACACUACUGUCAUCAGCAGGGUUGUUAAUGUGUCAAAGGGAACCCGGAAGGGCGUUUAUCCAGGGACUGUGACGUUACACUCAGCCAUACUCGAUGAAAAUCCAUCCGAAAUUAAGUUAACCGCUCUUUUAUCGGAAGUUUUAUUGUAGUUUUGAACACAUGAACAGGAGAAUGUGUAAACAAACCUUUGGGAGCAAACGAAAGGUUUGGCUGUUUUUUGUUUUGUUUUGUUUUUAUCCAGCUAAUGAUUGUACUUGUUGUUUUUUUUGCAAGCAGCUCAUUGAAGACAUUUUCUAUACUUAAUAUUAACUACUGUUCUUCCAAUAAUCUGCUCAGAGAAUGGAUACGUCAGUGACGGACUGAACUAACAGGUUGCCUUAGUUAGUCCGAGGAUCACGUCAUAGGGAGGACUUGUCCUUUUGGGUCCUGAGGCCUCAUCCGCCUUCACAAGCCGAGGGUUGAAGGACCUCAGCGAACAGUCAGAGAGACCAAGUCAUCCCCGUGUUUCUUUAGCCAUCGGCAAUGUCCCAUCAUCUAGAAGACUAUGCACGUAACGUAUUCACUGAGCAAUUGCAUUUUGACUAUCUUCAGAACUGAAUAAACAGCUCAACGUGUUGUUUAUGACACUGGCUUGCAGAUACAAGUUGUCGUCUGUAUUUAAAGCACAUGGCAGAGCUGUGAUCCGGCUCUUCCAUCGACAUAAGGCUGCAGUCUGUUUUGAAAACAUGGAAAAAAACUGUAUUUGGAUGAAGAAAAUUCUGUUAACAUUCAGACAGAAUCAAUUUUAUCACAAUUAAACUCUGGAAGGUUGUGGCGGUGGGGGGGUAGUCAUGCCAGCGUCAGAGCUUAUAUUAGCCUGCAAGCAUCGGCUAGUGUCAUGCAUACCACAGUCAUCUGCAGGCCUGUGUGUGAUUAAUAAACUACUUCCUGAUUUUUAUUUUUAUUCAUUAUUGGCAUCUGAUCUGGGCACAAAAGCUGAUUGACAUGUCUGUUCUUACAAAAACUCAGUUAUUUCCCUGCAGGGAUUGUAACUAAUAUACAUAUCGAGUUAUUUCAUUUUCAGCAAUAAAUGAUGAUCGAAUAACUGAGAA
Molecule: messenger RNA, 4541 nt
Organism: Gasterosteus aculeatus aculeatus (three-spined stickleback)
Lineage: Eukaryota; Metazoa; Chordata; Actinopteri; Perciformes; Gasterosteidae
Gene: c2cd2
Product: C2 calcium dependent domain containing 2
Source: RefSeq, a predicted model, not a curated record